AUGGGUAAAUUCAGCUUCGGCAGUAAGAAGUCCGAAAGCAAUGACGACGGUAACAGACAGGCCCUCUUUGGCAACAAGAAGGUUCCUGUAGCCUCCGAGAACCCCUAUGCGCAACAGGGCCAAAAUGACCCAUACAUGGGCAACCAGCAGCCCAUGACCGGAGCCCAAGCAUCCUACAAACAGUACACACAAGCAUCGUACACGGGAACCCUGCCCGGUGGCCCCCGACCUGGCCCUCCCGGCGGUGCACCUGGUCUUCCCAGCGGGCCCCGCGGUGGUGCUGCCCCUCCAAGCCGCAGCGCUUCCAACGAGACCGCCCCUCCCCCCUACAGCGGCGGCGGCGCUCAGCAGGGCUACGGCUCAGAUCGCUACGGCGCGUCUUCGGGAUACGGAUCCAGCAGAUACAACGACGGCGGUUACGGUACCGACAAGAAGCGCCCUGGCGGUUACGGCGGUUUGGGUCCUGCUGACGACGAUGCCGCCCGAGACAACCUUUUUGGCGGUGCCAGAGAGCGUGCUGAGCAGAAGCAACAAUCCACUGGCGCAUAUGGCAGCAGCGCGGGUGCAUCCGGUGCAGGCGACGACUCGGGCUACGGCGGAUAUGGUGCGCAGCGCGAAUUGACUGCCGAGGAGCAAGAGGAGGAGGAGGUUCGCGACAUUCGCAGGCAAAUCAAGGAGACCAAGCUGGCCUCGGCCAACUCGGCAGAGAACAGUGAGCGCAUCGCCUCUCAGGCCGUCGAGACUGCUCUUGGUACAUAUGCACGACUGGGCGCACAACACGAGCGACUCAACUACACUGAAGGUCUUUUGGACAAGGCCGGCAUGUCCACCCGCGAGGCCGAGGGCCAGACUAAGAAGUUGAAGCACUUGAACCGCAGCAUGUUUGCUGUACACGUCAACAACCCGUUCACAGCCGGCAAGAAGACUCGCGAAAUGGAGACGCAGAUCCUGGAACAGCACCGCGCGGACCGUGAUCUGCGUGAGGCUACGCGAAAGGCAGGUUGGCAAGCAAAUGACCACAUGGAGAGGGGCUUCAAGGAAAUUGAGGCAACUCGCAGCACGGCCAAGUGGCAGAGAGCCAGUGGAGCCGAGAAGAGCAGAUACCAGUUCGAGGACGACUCGGAAGACGACGAGGCGGAAGACCGUAUCGAUGCUGCCAUGGAGCGGACUGCAGGCCACGUUGGCACACUAAACAGUGUGGCACGUUUGAUGCAGAAGGAGAUUGAUUCUCAGGACGAGCUCAUAGGACGACUCGGCGAGAAGAGCGACUCUGUCAACGAUCGGGCCAAGCUCAACACGGAGAGAUUGAAGCGCAUUCACUAA
This is a messenger RNA of Pestalotiopsis fici W106-1, 1323 nucleotides long. RefSeq lists its product as uncharacterized. The transcript is spliced from 2 exons. The record is from RefSeq and is a predicted model, not a curated record. Gene Ontology annotation, biological process: exocytosis; vesicle fusion. Gene Ontology annotation, molecular function: syntaxin binding; SNAP receptor activity. Bases 1 to 1323 code for a protein of 440 amino acids. Gene Ontology annotation, cellular component: plasma membrane; SNARE complex. NCBI's taxonomy places the organism in Eukaryota, Fungi, Ascomycota, Sordariomycetes, Amphisphaeriales, Sporocadaceae.